AUGGCCAGUGUGGAUUCAGUCAAGAAUAAGUAUCAGACUGCAACAGAACUUUUGGCUGGAAGCAUUGGUGGUGUUGUACAAGUUUUAGUUGGUCAGGCAAUCAAAGUCCGUCUGCAAACUCAACCCCGGGAAGCACCACUAUAUACUGGCGUCAUCGACUGUGGAUCAAAAACGCUCAAAAAUGAAGGAUUUCUUGGGUUUUACAAGGAUCGUGAUACCGAUAUAUCAUCUCCACUCAACCCUGGGGUAGAUCUAGCGUUUGACCGACUACUCUAUUCAAUUGCCUCAAUUGCAAAAUGUUGCCCAAAGCUUAUUAUUGAUAGUAUCAUGGUGUGGAGAAAAUCAAAAGGAGAUCAAUCCAUGACAACUGUUCCUGAUCAUAUUCGAAUGAUGUACCCACAACUAAAGUCCAAGGAUUUGCUAACCAUAUUAAAGGAACGAAAGUCACUUUUGGCAAACUUUGUUUUAUGUCGAGUUUUAACGACAAUUAUAUCACAACUUGGAAAAAACACAUUGCCAAACGACCUUGGUGAAAAGCUUGAAGAUAUGGUAUUUGGACAGCUCAAAAAUUCAGAUCCAGAUCUUGUUGUAAAAUCUGUAAAUCGACAGGCCAACGUAGACAUGUUUGCAGAGCUUAUCGGUGCACUAUCCAAUAUUAGAUUUGCUACAGUUAGUGAUCGUUUUAUCAGCGAAAUUGGUCGUGGUGCAGCACCCACCAAGGAAACCAAACUGGAGCUAAUCAUUCGGUCGAUGCGAUUUUUGAAACUCAAGAUUUACCCAAUGGACUGUCUUGAGGAAACGGCCGAGUUUUUGCAAACUAGCGCUGAUCUAUUUCAGGAUACACACAAUAUUCAUGUGAAGCACGCCUAUGCCAAUCUGUUUGUUGAGCUUUUAGAUCCUAUUGCUAGCAUUGCUUCAGCUGAAGUCAAUCUUCCAGCAUGGCAAAAAACCGUUGACACUAUCUACCCAAAGGCAGCUCGUAUGGUGCACAAAUCAAGACAUUUACCAGUGAGGUCUAUUGAUUUAGCAGCACUUCCACUUAUUUCUACAUUAUUAUGUGUAUCUAAACGGGAAUUUUUUCUCAAAAACUGGUUCGACUUUGUACAAUUGCUUAUUAAGCGUUUCAAGGAAAAGGGUGAUACAGAAAGAGAACUAAAGCAGAUUGCAUUUGUGUCCUUGACUCGACUUAUAUGGGUAUAUCUAUUCCGUUGUUUCGAGUCUCCUGCUUUGACAGUACAACGCCGAGUAGAUGAGAUUCUUCGCGUUUUGUUUCCAGCUAAUAAGCGCGGAGUUGUCCCAACAGAUUGCGACACAACUAGUUUUGUGCGCAUUGUUUACUUUGUGCUUGUUAAAUAUUCCGAGUAUGGGAAUGAGAUUAUCAACAUGCUACUGGGGCCGUCUUCGCUUAAUAAUUUACCCAGCAUCUCACUGCUAUUAACAUCUUCAGCGACAUCACAGAUUUCCUAUGGCUCUAGCGAGGCAGACUUGAGCUAUGGAAUAUUUCGUAACACAGAGGUACUUCCAAAUCCAGAGCGGCUAUUAAUUGCUUUUCGAUCAUUUAUUUUGUUUCUCUCCGAUGUGGAAGUCAGUUUGGGAGAUCCACAAGGAUCAUCACUUAUUACUGCUGGAACAGUGUCUGCCGUACAGUCUGGAUCUGGGAUGGUGGUGGUUGAAGGAAAGAUCAAUUUACCAUCGCCGCGAUUCCCAGAUCAUCAUUCGAAUAAAAACGGUACGUCGAGCUCAUUACAAAACCUGGCUCACCAUGCCCAGCACAAUAUUGUUUUUGGAUCUGAAGAUGAUGCUGUGCCGAUAAGUAAAACCACCACGAAUUGUCCUACUAUCAAUGGGUAUCUUUCUGAAGAGAUUUUGGUUCGUAUGGGCAGUAGUAUUCGAGAAACGCUCGAGACGAUCAAUUCAGUGGUUGGUCGCGCCUUGCUUUUUUUGGAUCAGACCCUUGGCAACGUAUAUGUCAUGGACCGACCUUCAAUGGGUUUUGAGUUUCCCGAGUGCUCAUCAGGUGGUACAAUCGGCUCAUCAAAUUCAUUUCAUCGACGUCCUAGUGUGAAUGUUAGUGAUGUACUUCAAGUUUCGUUGUAUGCUCCAAUGGCAAGUGUAUCUGUUUUGGCAGGGCUGGAAAAAGAUAAGCCAACGAUCACGGAGUUGUUUGUAAAAAUUCGACCACACCUGGAUUUGCUGUGCUCGGUACUGGAAUGCCUUCCAAGAUAUACCCCAUUAGGGAUCACACCAUUGAAAGUGAUAGAAGUCAUUUCACGACUACUAGUUCACUUGGAUGAUAAUGUCCGCCGUGAAGCUUUUGCAGCACUUUGCCGUAUUGCCCGUAUUAAGACUUCGUCUACUCAACACACAUUUUGGUUCACAUCCAGCUCGCUUGAAAGCAUUUCUGCUUCAGUUUUGAGAAUUUCAACUAGUGUAUGCAUGUCUAUUAUUGGACACCGUUUUGCCGAUCUAUGCGUCAGCGAAUAUGCAUAUAAAUGUGUAAUGCAUUGUGUUUCCAGCAAUUUUGUUGGUCUUGCCGAAAUUUGGUUUGAAAACUUUAUUGAACAGGCCGAUGGGCCGCUGCAAAGCUUUGACAGGUAUGAAUGUUCAUGGGUAAUUGACGAAAUUGAAAGUCGUGGCUUGGUUUUUCUGACAAUGGGUCGGCCGGCAUGCCGUGAGAUGGCCAUCAAGGCCUUUCGUCUGGCAAACACAAUUGAUACUAAGCUUGAGGAGCUGAAAGCAAAACGCUCUGCUGAUCCAAAUGAACAAAAGAAUUUCGAGUAUUCGUCUACACUCAACCGCAAUCGCCCAUUGCUUGCAGAAGACAGCAGCACUCUUUUACGUCUUACGACUCUUCAUGGAAAUACGCGCAAUACUCUACAAAGGAAAAAGGCAGUGCAGCAAACUGAGCCUAUCCAAGAAGAAUCUGAAAGUGAUUUUGUGUAUCCUGCCUUUCCUGAUUCAGAGUCUUUUCAUCAUAAACGAAAUUUGUCUGUUUCUAAUGCUCCGGAUGAAGCACAAAAACAUCAAACUGUGCGUAUCAUUACUAUUAUGGAAAAUUGCGGUCAAGAGCUGUUGAAGAAACAUUUUUUCGACAGUCUCGUCGGAAGCUCAGCACGUCCUGAUCCACCCAAAAUACAACAGCAAAACAGACGUUAUUUGCUGUCUCUUUUGGCCAAACCCGACUGUUUUGCCACUUUGGCCAUUUCUGAAAACUAUCGGGACAAGAUUCUUUGGAAUCAAUGUUUUCCAGAUUUUCUUAAAUGGGUCAUGGACUAUGCAAGUCCAAAAGCCGUCAAACGUAGUAUUAUUGACAUGUUUUUACGCAUUCGUGCCAUGCACAAUACUAUUUGUACUUUGGCUGAUCCACAGCAAACACCGACUUCAUCAAAAGGAAUGGCAGGAUCGGUAAACAAAUGGGCCAUGGAGCGUGUUUCUAUAGAAAAGCGUGCCGCCGCAUCAAAUACUAGUACAGCUAAUUUAUUGAAUACUGCCACCAACACAAAUAUGAACAAUAACAGUAAUUUCCAUUUUGGAGUAAACGGAUCCAGCACUCAUCCAAAUAACCACGGUCAGCCUGGUAACACCAAUGACUCGACCGGAUCUGGGAAUGACAGUAACUCUUGCCUGCGUGUUGAUUUUUUGAUUAAUCAAUGGAAGAGUUGUCUUGUUUUUGUUGCUACAUGUUACUCUCCUAUAAAAACCAGCACAGUACAGGGUCGACCUUCCACAUCCAGUUUAAAUCGAGCCAGUUUUCAUAGUAACAAAAGUGGUGUAUCAAGUAUGAAUAAUGGCUCUGGCCCCACAACUCUUCCUCAGCAUGGUUCGCGAACUUCAAUAUCCGGCGAACGGGAUGCUCAUACUCGUCAUCACAUAAAUAAUGCAACCGCUUUGUUUAAUAUUGAUGAGCUGAUUCAACUUGUUACGCCAUUGUUGUGGUGCGAAAACGUUUCUAUUCGCCAAAUUGCAUCACUUGCUCUUGGCUCAGUCCAUCCCAACUGCUUUGGCCGAUUAUUGGUUGCUAUUCAGCCAACAUUACAUACUGUGAUUGAAGAUAUGCGUAGCAGAUCAAUCAGCGGAAAGUUUGAACCAAUGAGUAAAGCAAAUUUCUCGCAACCCCAAGCACUUUUUCAGAUAAAACGACUUGAACGUGUUCGAAUGGAAGUCACACAUAUGCUAUCUCUUAUUGCCGAGUUUGUCGAGUAUGAUGUAUACCGUCUUGACCCAACUAUUAUGACUCCAAUACUUGACAUGAUUCGAUCUCUUAUACAGUUUUUGUCGGAUUCAGAGAUUCAGCUUGAAUGGGAUCAUCAAAUGCUUCGCUACUAUUUCUGUUGUUUUAUCAGCAAAUUCUACCAUUCAUUGGUGACGGCUGUUGGUUCAUCUCGACCGACUGCAUCAGGCACGGAAUCUAUUGAAACCUAUAUUCCAUUUGCUCUUAGGUUGGAAUUAGUUUUGCUAUUUGAGAGUUGGUGCGGGUUUGGCUUGAACAGCGACAUGACUCGUGAUCGUGAGGCUCGAAUGAUGAAAGUGGUUCUUGAACAAGUCAAAGAUAUUAGCCUUCGAGCAACAGUCACCUCUACUUUGGAAGAGCAGCGCAAAGCCCUUGAGGCUGCUUCAUUGAAAUCCAUUGCAAGUCUAUGUAACGGUCCUAUUUCCUCAAAAGAUAACGCCUACCUUCAACUUGAUCUUAGUAGACUUAUCAUAUGGAUCAAUGCUAUUCUGGGGUCACCACAUGUAGAGUAUCAUCCAAUUGCUCGAAAAACAAUUGAACACUUGUUGUCGAAUAAUAUUUCCAACGAGCGAUUGAUAGAAGAACUUUUGAAGCAAUGCUAUAAUCAUCAAAAGAAAUCCAAGACGGACUAUAUGGCUUAUUUUAUGGCUUUUGUGGAUUUGGUGUGUCGUCAAGGUCGCAAAGCAUCCAUCAGCGUGUCCAAAAUUUUAUGUCUUGCUCUGUAUAACAUUAGUAGUGAUAGUUCACAAAGACGAAAAGGUGCGGCGAGACUACUUUUGUCAGUCGAUCGGCACAUGUUUGGAUCAGGUGGAGAUGGAUCUGCUUUAGCGGCUGAUGUGCGGAAUAUGUUUGACCGUGGAUCACAGUCUAGCGAAAUGCUUAUUAGUAGAAUGGAUUCUUUUAAUAUGGACGACGAGCCUUUAGAGCUUGGUGGUGCACAUGAUGAAGAUAUAAUGGAUGGCUUAAUGAUUUCAGAAGAUGAUUUGUUACGAGAAGUUCAGGCAACGUAUGAGACUGCAGCGAUUACUAGUUCUUUGCCACUUGUGUUCAAAUACGCUCAGGGUAUGGUUUCAAAGCGACUUGCAAUUGAACGACCCGAGCUGACGUACGAAAUGUUUUCUGAGCUUAUACAUAGAAUUUACUUGCUUGCAGACAUAUCAUUAUAUCAACCGCGGAUUCGAGAUUUGCUGUUAACGCUUAGUCCCUGGCUACAAAACAUGGAUUUAGACGGUAGAUUUAACUACGAUGUUAAUAGUGACCAAGUUGGCUCUAGAGUGCCUGAAUCGGAGAAUCAAUUGCAUGCUCAAGCCAUCACUGCCAUGGUUCUUGGAAAUCUUUUUUAUUUGACGACCAAGUUUGGGGAUAUAUUUAUCACGGAUAUUGAAUUACUAUGGGUGCAUCUUGUUGAUUUAGAUGGCACAUCUCAUCAAAACCACCAAGCGUCUCGGCAGGCAUGGGAAGAAAAGAAUAUCGGUACUAUUGUAGACUAUUUGCUAUUAGUUGGUCUUGAGCGCCGCAAUCCACGAUUUGUGGCAAUUGCAAAAAAGAUUGCCGUGUGUAUCUGUCGUACACCUUCAUGUGGUACAUUUAUCGAAAUUAUCAUUUCAAAAAUCACGCCCAAGAAUAUGGUUACCAAUCCUGACAACAUAUCCGCUUUGCUUUCACAGCAAUGCCCAUAUCUUCAAGGCUAUUUUACAGCGAGUAUAAAUGAUGCAUUAAGCUCUAUGCCUGAACGACCACCCUUUUCACCUGGUCAGAUUGCAUUUACUUGUUUGGUCGAGGUUGCUAUCGAGGUUGGAAAUUUUGCCUUGCGACCUCAUUUGCCGCUUCUCCUUCAUGCCAUUUUUGUUCAACUCGAUCACUUUUUAUUUUUGAUUUGUGAGCAAGCACGGUCUCUCUUGGUGAAUAUCAUUCAGGCUAUGCUACCGAGAGAAACGCGGCGAGAAAGUAUUGAUGCUACUCUUACAGCACUGAAUCUUAAAGAAGGAAAGCGUUUAUGGACAUACGAGGAUGUUUCACCUUCCAAACCCACUAUUGACAGCGUUUACCAAUUAUCAGCACUUGUGUUGGAGGUUUUAGACUUAUUUCAUACCAUUCAUCCAACUUUACGGCAAACUUGGGGAGUUUUAGCUUUGUCUUGGGGCACUGAGUGUCCUGUUCGACAUAUUGCAUGCCGAUCGCUGCAAGUUUUUAGAGCACUGCGACCUGUCUUUACUCAAAAUAUGGUGGGCGACUUGUUGGCAAGACUUUCAGUUACAUUGGGGGAUUCUUCCGAGGAUGUACAAGGAUACACUCUUGAACUGAUCGAGACGUUGCAGUGGAUGGUAUCACACUUGUCGGAUGACAGGCUUGUUUAUUUUCCACAAUUUUUUUGGGCCAGUAUUGCUAUUAUUCAGUCUUCGCAUGAAUGCGAAUUUGAAAUGGGUGCACAUCUUCUUGAAAAUAUCAUUUCACGGUUGGAUCUAUCUGAUGCUCGUAUUUCUAGUUUGCUUCUUGCAAACCUUCCUACGCGAUGGAAAGGCGAAUUUUACGGCUUGCAGCCAUUGAUUCUACAAGGCAUGUGCUCCUCAAAAACAGAAAUGCUAUCAUUGAAUAUCAUUAAUAAGCUGAUGUUGCUACCGGCUUCGUUACUGAUUGAUGCCUCUCAAACGUCGCGUGUACUGUUUUCUGUUUUGGCCAAUUUGCCUCGUUUGUUGCAUGAAGGUAGCCAAGAUGCACUUUUUGCUGCUUCUGCUAAUGCAACGGGUGAAGAAGACGACCAUAUCAAACCAGUCAAUCAGCCACAAUCUAGCUCGAGUAGCAGCAUUGAUAGCACAUCCACACCAUCACAGCUGCCUAUAAAAGAGUCAUGUACAAUUGCCAGUUAUCUUGCACAUAUUUGCAAAAUCAACAAUCAUAUAGGUUUAUCCCGCGUGCACGAAAUGUAUAGCAAAAAAAGGUUUCGCAGUAUGGACGAGUUUAUGCGCCAACUUGCGUCUGUCAUCAGAGAGUCUUUUUUCCCUAAAUGGGAAACCAAGGUUUUGCAUUUUCUCAUGUCAUUGUUGAGAAAUACAAUGAUUGUGUAUCGGGAACAUGUGCUGGUUUGUUUGAGGGUGCUGUUUCCGGAUGGGCACACUGAAGGAGCAUUUCGACUUGGUGCAGAUAUGCUGCGCGGGCAUCAAAAAGUAUCGUCACAGUCUGGAAUUGAAAGUGGACAAGUAGGGUUUGAAGAAGAGUGGAUUCAACCACUGCUAGAUUUGUUAGACACAGAUUUAGCUUUAGUGGCCACAAAGGCGUUGGACAAGAUUCUUACUGGCCGUGUUUCAUUGAAUGAAACAAAUCUGUCUUUGGUGUUUGGAGGAAAAACAAUAUACAAGAUUGCCAAGGAUGCAGCAGCAAAUUCUCUGGCUUCAAAUAUAUCGUCAGCUAAUGGCCAAGGAAAAGGUGGCAGUUUUUCUGGAAAGGUAUCCUCAUAUUUUCAUGAAUGGCGGGUUAAAGAUCCAACCAAAUCUGCCAUGACUGCAAAGUACAAUAUGAGUGGUGUUGCAAUGACAUGUUCAGGUAGCUUUUCCGUUAUGUCGCAUGACUCGGCCGAUGUCACAUCUGAGCUACAUUCUCGAAUUCCAACAUACGAGUCCAGCGUAUCUUCACUUGCUGCAUUUAGUUGUGAUCCUGGACAGAGCAAUGAUGAUUUAACAAACACCAAGUCAUUAUCUUCACUUCAAAAUGCUACUUUAGAUCCAAUGGUGGAUCAGCUAGAUGAUACCGGAUUUUUAGCGCUGGUUGAUGACCUACAGCAUUUUUUUAAUAAUGUUUUACAAGUGGAUUUGGAACCUGCUGGGCAUUUAAAAAAAAUUCCAAUGGACAAAAACGUCAACGUGGAUACCACGAUGCGUUUAAAGGAUUUACCUAAACACGAGGAUGCUUUUCAACAAGACGAGUUUGUCGACUUUGAAUCAACACCUAGUCAGCGAAAUUUUGAUAGAUCGUCACUAUUGGCAAGCAUCAUUGCACCUUUAGAUAAAUUUGAUUUUAUGUAUGAACUUGGAUCGCCUGCAUCAUCAACUCAGCGUGAUGAUUCAACAACACCUACUUUACAAUUGAAUCUUGACAAGCCAGCUUUUAAAUCGCGUCAAUCCAACACCAUUACACCCGCCCAGCGUAUUCUGGCUCGACCUAAUUCAAAAGUGACUGUUUCAUUUUAUUUGGGUCCCAACUCUUACAAUUUGGUAGAUAAGCCAGAAUUUGAAUACUGGAUCAGAGUAGAUAUUAUGGCUUGCUUGCGACUUCCAGGCGUAGAGUAUGUUGAGCUGAUAAGAAUUGAAAAGAGUGGUUUUUCAAUAUCGAAUGAGCAAGCCUACAAUGCCAAGCAGUUUGAUGCGUCCACUUUAGCGGAUCAAGCUUUGUCUAGAGUUUUAAUUGUUGUAGCAAUUAUUGGACCACAGGAAAGGUCUGGAUUUGAAAGUGCUGCCUAUGCUGAAGAGCUGGCUGCCCUGCUAAGCCAGAAAUCGCCUGAUUUUAAUGAAGAGCAACAGACACUUUCAUCGGGAGUGGUAAUGCGUAAUGUAGAUAGGACAUGGCAACCAGAGCUAUCGAUUGAGUUUUCUGGACUAAGUGUACCGUAUAUACCUGAAGGAUUACGGCCUAUGGGUUUGCAUCAAUCGCACAUAUCACAACCUCAAAGCAUCACCCACAGUGGACAGCAUCGCGACCAGUUUACUCGACAUAACCCAUCAUCCUUUACUUCUAGUCAAGUGUAUCCAAACAUUCAAUCUAAUGAUGGUACCCGUGCACACACAAUUGUCGAUGCACUGGCUGUAUUCAGUGAUGCUUUUGAAUUUUCACGGCAGCUGCAGAUAGACUUUCUUGAUUUAGUUGGUAAUGCCAUAGAUACUGCUAAUUCAACCGUACCACUUGGAGAAACCCUGAAGCAUAUAUGUGAUAAAGUGCAAAGCGUAUUGAUUAAUGGGAAUGAGCACGCACCUAUAUGGGCUGGACCAGAUUCGGCACAAAUUUUUGAAUCUAUUGCUGAUAAACUCGAGUAUCAAGACAAGACAAAGCCUGGUUUUUUGAACAGAUUUAUGAAUACAAGACAAGAACGAAUGCAAGAACUGAAUAGUAUUGUUGCACAAUGCAUGUCUACGCGACAAGCGAUUGACGAUAUUUUAGCAGGACAAAGUGAUUCUAAUGGAAAUCUGACUGUACUGAUGGAACUACUUGGUAAUCAAAUCAUGAGUAUGUCAGGUGUAGUGGACAUGCAGCAACAACCACAACAACAAACCAUUCCUCAGUUGCAACAACUUCAACAGCAGCAACACACCUUAUUUCCUCGACAACAUGUACAGCAACCACAGCAGCAGUUCAAUGCAUCCAUCGACCCAAGUAUCCUGUCUUUGCCACAGUUUCAUAGCGAUAUCAAAGAAGAAUCUUUUCUAGACAAUUCCAAUUGUUUCACUCUACAUAAUGACUUUGACAUGUCUGGUAUGGGAACACCAGGAUUUCAAACACAGCCAAAUGGAUUCUAUUCCAUGUCCAUGCCUAUGCAUCCAUCAAGUUAUAGUGGGGUUGAUGCAAAUAAUUUUCUCGGCAGCCAUCCAAGUUCGUUUGGUUCGUUUGGUCACACACCUACUGCCUUGUCUGGAUCAGUGGAAGAUGAAGGAAAACCAAGUGCAGAUGUACUUAUUGAAAAAAGACGUCGUCGACGAGAAUCACAUAAUGCAGUUGAACGACGUCGUCGAGAUCAUAUCAAUGAAAAGAUCCAUGAGCUUUCGAACCUUUUACCCGAAUUUGCCAGUGACAUUCAAAACAAACCCAACAAGGGAGUGAUUUUGCGUCGGUCGGUCGAUUAUAUCCGCCAUAUGCAAUUGUUUGCAGCCAAGCAAAUGGAACGUACAAUGGAACUGGAAGGAGUCUUGGCGAGAUUGAUAGUUGAUCGGGGGAUUCGUGAAGAAGAAUUGGGAUUAUCUGUACCUCUUGGCACAGCUAUUGAAUUGCCAACAAUUACUGGAGUGAAUCAGGAAGAAGAGGACAUGAUGUGA
Batrachochytrium dendrobatidis JAM81 is the source of this 10248-nucleotide messenger RNA. RefSeq lists its product as uncharacterized. Gene Ontology annotation, biological process: cell morphogenesis. The coding region runs from base 1 to 10248 and encodes 3415 amino acids. The record is from RefSeq and is a predicted model, not a curated record. Gene Ontology annotation, molecular function: protein dimerization activity. The transcript is spliced from 15 exons. Lineage: Eukaryota; Fungi; Chytridiomycota; Chytridiomycetes; Rhizophydiales. Gene Ontology annotation, cellular component: cell cortex; site of polarized growth.